This is a messenger RNA of Meira miltonrushii, 483 nucleotides long. RefSeq lists its product as uncharacterized. The record is from RefSeq and is a predicted model, not a curated record. Bases 1 to 483 code for a protein of 160 amino acids. The transcript has 2 exons. NCBI's taxonomy places the organism in Eukaryota, Fungi, Basidiomycota, Exobasidiomycetes, Exobasidiales, Brachybasidiaceae. Gene Ontology annotation, molecular function: structural constituent of ribosome. Gene Ontology annotation, cellular component: ribosome; cytosolic small ribosomal subunit. Gene Ontology annotation, biological process: translation.
AUGGCUUCCACCGGUGUCGAAUUGACCGUUCAAUCUGAACGUGCUUUCCAAAAGCAACCCAUCUUCUUGAACUCCAAGGCUGCUCGCAAGACCACCAGAACCAAGCGUUGGUACAAGGAUGUCGGUCUUGGUUUCAAGACCCCUCGUGCUGCCAUUGACGGUCAAUACAUUGACAAAAAGUGCCCAUGGACCGGUUUGGUUUCCAUUCGUGGUCGUAUCUUGACCGGACGUGUGAUCUCCACCAAGAUGCAACGUACCAUUAUCAUCCGUCGUGAAUACUUGCACUACAUCCCCAAGUACAACCGUUACGAACGCCGUCACUCCAACUUGCCAGUUCACGUCAGCCCUGCUUUCCGUGUUAACUUGGGUGAUGAAGUUGUUGUCGGUCAAUGCCGCCCAUUGUCCAAGACUGUCGGUUUCAACUUGCUCAAGAUCACACGUUCCGCUGCUGAAAAGCAAGAGAAGACCUUCGGAAAGUUCUAA